AUUCUCAUCCAUCACCAUUGCUUUUUUUGAGGACUGGGCAUUCUACUUUUUUUUGGCCAAAAAAAAAAAAACAAUCAGGAAACUACACCUACAAUGUGUCUGUGCCUCUGUCGAGUGGGCCAGGCCUCCUCCUCUACUGGUCGGUUGCUUUCCUGUACGUGUACACAUACGGAGGUACGUACAUGGUGUAGAAAGGACACUGACACACGCAUAACACGGCGAGGAGGAGUCGGAGCAGUAAAAACAGCAUUUGCUUUUUCUACCCACCACUGCCUUUUUACCUUUCCUCCUCAUCAAUCAGCCAUCACUGCUCCCUUCCCUUCCCUUCUCAUCAGAGGCCAGGCCAGAGAGGCAGAGCAGUUCACUCCAUCCACGCUCCGUCGCCGGCGUGUGAGCGCGAGCAAGAACCACUUCGAUCGGUGUGGUGUGGGCGAGGGUUUCGCUGCAGCGAGAGUGGAGAGCGAUCGCCGCCUUCCGUCCUCUUCCUUCUUGGAACAGUGCGGCAGUGGGGCUUGGCAGUUGGCACUCCUCCACGGCUCCACUCCAAGCAAAGCAAAGCGAUUCCAAGUAUCAGUACAAUGGUGACGAGCAAAUCCUCGUGGAGCCAGGUUGUAAAAAAUACCAGGCCGACAAACCUGUCCAUUCCCACAAGAAACCUCCAACCACAAGACCUUGGAGCUGUGAUAUUUGGUUGCACAAACAAUACCAUUCAAGAGUGUCACUCACGGCAACUUUUUGGCUUGCCAAAAUCACAUAUUUCAUACGUACGAAACAUUAAGGAAGGACUAUCUCUCUUCCUCUUCAACUAUGAUGAUCGCAGAUUGUAUGGUAUUUACGAAGCUGCAGGGAAUGGCAAGUUCUGUCCUGAAUCAAAUGCAUGGUCACAUGAUAGCAAGAGCAAAACAAACUAUCCUGCCCAGGUUGCAAUGCGGGUAAGGCUGUGGUGUUUCCCGCUAGCAGAGGAUCAGUUCAGAAAUGCUAUUAUAGCCAAUUACUAUCAGAACACACCCGGUGUCCCUGGCCAGAAGCUCCAUUUUUUCAAGUUUGAAUUGGAUCAUGCUCAAACACGUGUUUUGAUGGAUAUGUUUACUCCUUCUCCCCCCAACAAUUUCUGGAUGCCCCCUGCCGCAGCACCAGCUGAUGAUCAUUGGAGAGAAUUAGUGCUGUCACCUGGAUGGGCAACAGAGCGUGAGGGGAACAAUAACCUCAAAUCAGAAAAGGUUGUAAAGUCAUAUGCUGACAUAGUGAAGAAGAAUAAAUUUGAGGAAGUUGGGACAAGAGAUUUGGAUGUGGAACAUGCAAGCUCAGGUAAUGAAUCUUCUGGUGGUUUCGAUGAACUUGAUUGUCAAUACACAUCACCAGAGAGGGAGGACUAUGCACUAUCAGAUAGGGUGGUUCCAGUGCAACAACAACAGUACCCUGAUACGCAGGGGAAAAUGCUGAGCUUUGAUCAGGUGUUACAAGGGCGCAUGGCUUUUCCUGGUCAGCAGUGGCACUCUGAUCUUUAUGCCAAUACUACUGAAACUGAAGAUAAUGAUCCAUAUAGCUGCAAGUAUGCCCAAGAGGUCAAAUUUGCAAUUCUGGAUGGGAGCUCUAAUUUGCCAGAAACCUUAGAUUCUGAAGUUGAUAAGCUGUCCUUGGGGCAUUCGAAUUUGCUGGUGCAGUUAUUGGACUCUGAAUCAUGCACAGAAGCCAAGAUGAUUGAUGUAGUUAAAGAGUUAUCUGGACGAAUAGAGGUGAUGGAGAAGAAGCAGGCUUGGUCCAACAAAGAAGUCAAACAUUUACAGGGGGUGAAUGAGAGGUUACUGAAAAGAAUUGUUGAACUAAAGGGAACAGUUAAGACAUUGAAUUCUAAAAUAGAUCCUUUGACCCUAGACGAUUCGCUUAACCAGUUUGUAGAACAAUGUUUGGGUUCAGAAGAUGUCAUUUAUCUAGUUGGUGGUUUUGAUGGCUUCUCAUUUGUGCCAUCACUAGACUCCUUUUCCCCUUCAUUGGACGUAGUAACACCCCUCAAACCAAUGGCUGUUGGCAAGUCAUAUACCUCAACUGUUGCACUAGAGGGCAAGAUAUUUGUUCUUGGUGGUGGUGAUGGUGCUUGCUGGUUUGAUACAGUUGAAUGUUAUGACCGAAGCCGUGAUGAUUGGUCCACAUGCCCAUCGUUGACUCGUGACAAGGGGAGCCUUGCUGGGGUUAGUGUCAAUGGGAGAAUCUAUGCAUUUGGUGGUGGAGAUGGAACUGAGUGUUUCUCUGAUGUUGAGAUGUUUGAUCCUACUCAUGGAAAGUGGAUAAAAAAUCAACCUAUGCUGGAAAAGCGCUUUGCUCUAGCUGGUGUAGCACUAAAUGGUGUGAUUUAUGCUGUUGGUGGCUUCAAUGGUGUUGAAUAUCUGAGCUCUGCUGAAAGACUUGAUCCUCGGGAGCCUAACUGGAAAAUGCUGCCAAAGAUGAGUGCAGGAAGGGGCUGUCAUACGCUUACAGUGCUUGAUGAGAAGAUAUUCUCAAUUGGUGGAUACGACACUGGGGCUAAAGCAAUGGUGGCUACUGUUGAGGUGUAUGAGCCAAGGAUGCCGUCAUGGAUGAUGGUGGAACCCAUGAACUACACCAGAGGAUACCAUUCUUCGGCUGUGCUCGGUGGCUCAAUAUUCACCUUUGGUGGGGUCAAAGGUGAAGCAGAUACAAUCUUGGAUGUGGUGGAACGCUACAAGGAAGGGUGUGGUUGGGUGACUACGGGGUUGAAGUCGAUUGGCAAGAGAUGCUACUGCUCAGCGAUUGUUCUCUGACUGUAACUGCCUACAACAGUAUUGACAUGGCGAGAUAUUGUAACUUCUGACAACCAAGUGAGCAGGAAAUUGAUAUUAGGCAAAAACUUAAUUAAUUAGUACUUAGAAGGCUCUUGCUUAGCCUGAACUGACAGCAGUAGACAUGAUGGAGGUCUUCCUCCUGUUUGUUUCUGAAUCUCGGAGAACUGUAAAACAUUGAGCUGUUUGUGUUGACUGGGUCGAUGAUGCAGCAACACCGGAUGUGACAGAGUUGGUACUGAACUUCUGUAGAACGACACUCGAUUGAUGAAUAUCCAGUAGCACUGUGAUGGUUAUUUGACUCU
Molecule: messenger RNA, 3100 nt
Organism: Sorghum bicolor (sorghum)
Lineage: Eukaryota; Viridiplantae; Streptophyta; Magnoliopsida; Poales; Poaceae
Exons: 11
Coding region: 579-2777 (732 amino acids)
Biological process (GO): response to endoplasmic reticulum stress
Molecular function (GO): protein binding
Source: RefSeq, a predicted model, not a curated record